GGGGCGUGGCGUCACUUCCGCCCGCUCGCUCCGGCAGCUCCAAUAUGGCGGCGUCCUGCGGCUCCUCGCAGCUCCCGGCGCCUGAGCCGCCGCUCAAGAUCCCCAAGAUGGAGGUGCUGUCGCCGGGCUCGCCGGGAGCGCUGAGCGACGGCAACCCCAGCCUGUCCGACCCCUCCACCCCCAGCGGCGCGUCCCCGUUGGGCCCGGGGCCGGCGGCCGGAGGGGCCGGGCUGGGAGCCGGGGGCCGCGGCGGGGCCUCCCCCUCCGUGUCGUUCUCCCCGGGCGGUGCCGCCGCGGCCGCCGCCGCCGCCGCUUGCCGGGGCAUGUCGUGGACUCCGGCGGAGACCAACGCGCUGAUCGCGGUGUGGGGCAACGAGCGGCUGGUGGAGGCGCGGUACCAGCAGCUGGAAGGAGCCGGGACCGUGUUCGGCAGCAAAGCCCCCGGGCCCGCCAUGUACGAGCGGGUGUCCCGGGCCCUGGCCGAGCUGGGCUACGAGCGAACCCCCUCGCAGUGCCGGGAGCGCAUCAAGCAGCUUCACAAGAGACAGAGUGAGUUAGUAAGGAAAGCAAAAUAUACCCUCCGCAGGUGCUACAGCCGGGUGAAGGAGCACGGCGUGGGGAAGCGGAAAAGCAGCUACACGUUCGAGCAGCUGGAGCAGGUUUUUGGGCAGGGGGGGUGGGACUCCCAGCCCUGCCAGCCCGUCCUCAUCAACAGCAGCGGCUUGUACCAGGAGCUGGAGUCGGAUGGCAGCACCAUGGAGGAAUAUUCGCAGGAGGAUUGGGGCAACCACAGCCAGGACCUUCACUGCUACCAGACAGGCGAACAGGAAUUGGAUGAAAUGCCCCCCACAAAAAGAACAUUAAAGAUCAAACAGGAAUCGUCUGAAGACACACAGCGACGCGACGCGAUGCAGAACAUCGUGCGGAUCCUGGAGUCGGUGCAGCUCAAGUGGGAGCAGUUCCAGAGCUGGACGGAUUUCUCCCGCCUCCACCUCUCCAACAAACUGGCCAUUUUUGGCAUCGGCUACAACACGCGCUGGAAGGACGACAUCCGCUACCACUACGCCGAGAUCAGCUCCCAGGUCCCUCUGGGCAAGCGCCUGCGCGAGUAUUUCAACUCGGAGAAACCCGAGGGCCGCGUCAUCAUGACGCGGGUGCAGAAGAUGAACUGGAAGAACGUUUAUUACAAGUUCCUGGAGAUCACCAUCAGCGAGGCGCGCUGCCUCGAGCUGCACAUGGAGAUCGACUGGAUCCCCAUCGCCCACUCCAAACCCAGCGGGGGGAACGUGGUGCAGUAUUUAUUACCAGGCGGCAUCCCCAAAAGCCCCGGGUUAUACGCCAUCGGCUACGAGGAGUGUCCUGAUAAACCCCCCGCGCCGCUCACCGAGCCCCAAAUCGACACCGAAACCCCCGGCGAGGCCGAGAUGCCGUCGCCGCUGCAAACGGCGCGGAUCGUCUAUUGUUACCUCGGCAUCGCCGAGGGCCGGACCCUCCAGCAGUGCCUGUUUUUGCAUUUCCAGGCCAGCGCUAAAACCUUCAGCAAGGACUGGGUGGGGAUCAACGCCUUUUUAUCCCAAAACUGCCUGGUGGAGCCCGGCGUCUCGCCCAAAUCCAUCUACAUCAAAUUCGUGGAGGUCGAGAGGGAUUUUCUUUCCGCCGGCUCGUUGGUCGAGUGCCUGGAAAAAGCCAUCGGGUACCCCUUGAAAUUUAACAAUUCCUAAGGAUUCGGGGCUUUGCGCCCUUUUAUUUUGCGUUAUUAUCCAUCUUGCGGAUUCAAAUCGGACUUUUCACCCCCAAAAAACCCCUCGUUUCCGCGUGGAAAAGAGGCGCGUGGGGUGUUUUUCCACCUGAUUCCCCCCCCGGGGAGCGACUGUUGGUACAUUCCACGUGGUGUUUUCAUACGAAACACAGAAAACCCAGUUUAUUUUGUUGGUUUUUAACUCCACGGCGUCUCGUUUUUACUGCAUCUCGUUCAGUGUUCUCACGGAUCUGAAUUAAUAAGCAAUAGAAAAGGGCGAGUUCGACCCCAAAUCACGGAGACUGUUUUUAAAGCCGCCCUUCGAUACCCUUGUAUAUAAUUUCGAACUUGGUUUUGCCACCCGUCGAGUGUUUUUUCUUAUGAUUUUUUGUCCAACAAUCCAAGCUGUGACAACGGGGGGGUCGGGAGGGGACACGGGGGACACACACACACACAUUUAAUGCCUUUUUCAGCCGCGUUAUUAUAUAAAACCCCAUUAUCUCGCGCGCCGGCGCUUCCCAUUGGUUCUAUUUUGAUGAUUCCCAAGCUCAUCGAUCGGUGAAGUUGUGACAUACGAUGAAUGUGUCGGUCCUAAUAAAAUCAAACGAACGCGGA
Molecule: messenger RNA, 2353 nt
Organism: Columba livia (rock pigeon)
Lineage: Eukaryota; Metazoa; Chordata; Aves; Columbiformes; Columbidae
Gene: MSANTD2
Product: Myb/SANT DNA binding domain containing 2
Exons: 5
Coding region: 45-1721 (558 amino acids)
Source: RefSeq, a predicted model, not a curated record